Molecule: messenger RNA, 1455 nt
Organism: Aaosphaeria arxii CBS 175.79
Lineage: Eukaryota; Fungi; Ascomycota; Dothideomycetes; Pleosporales
Exons: 6
Coding region: 1-1455 (484 amino acids)
Biological process (GO): regulation of gene expression
Cellular component (GO): nucleus
Molecular function (GO): protein binding
Source: RefSeq, a predicted model, not a curated record
AUGAGCGACCUCAGGACGCGGCUAGAGCGAUUGGGACUGUCCCAAUACCUUGAGGUUUUCGUCUCAGAAGGCUUCGACACUUGGGAAACGGUACUCGACAUUACUGAAUCAGAUCUAAAUGCCCUCAACGUCAAGCUAGGACAUCGAAGAAAACUUCAAAGGGCAAUCGCCGAAACGCGAGGACAAUCCACUGAUCGACCGUUACCGAUUGCACUCAACAAGUCCACUAGUAUCGAUGGGUCGUACAGGAGUGAUGAUUCUGCAACCGAGGGCAAGAGCAAACAAGCAGAUCCAUCUUCUUCGACCCCUAUCGGCGCUAGCACGAAGCGCAAGUAUAGGCGGCAUCCCAAGCCAGACGAGCAUGCACCUGAACGGCCUCCCUCUGCCUAUGUGAUAUUUUCCAACCAAGUAAGGGAAACAUUAAGAGGACAGGACCUGUCCUUUACAGAGAUUGCAAAAGUAGUUGGCGAACGGUGGCAGGUUCUCCCCGCUGAACGUCGCGAAGAGUGCGAACGCCAGGCCAACACUGCAAAAGAAAAGUACUAUGCGGAACUUGCCGAAUACAAGAAGACUUCUGAGUACGAGAACUACCAGAAGUAUCUGGAAGAGUUCAAGGCCAAGCAUGCUGCUCCGCAGAAGAGCUCAGAAGGCAAGCGUUCAAAAUUAGAGACGGAGACGAGCACUUCGACUCGGAGCAGCAGCCAUGAUCAACUCGAGCGAUCCUCGUCGAACAGAAGAAUCAGCUCAUCCCAAUCUGAUCUCUAUGGCCUUGGGCAUCAACUGGUUGAAUCUAGCCCCAUGUCCGGGCCUACUCGGCUCCCCUCAGCCCCCUCGUAUCCCUCUGAAUCGACCUCUCCCGCGAUCCGUCCACUUUCAAGGAUAAACUCGCCUAGGAUGGCGGAGCAUUACUCCCCACUCUCUGUGUCUCCACGAUCAGCUACACUGCAUAAAGAGGGUUCAUAUGAGUAUCAAUCGAGUGCGCUAGGGCGUGAACCACGAGCACAAUCGGAUUCGAACUUGCCCUAUUCGUCCUCAUAUGGGCAGCUACAUAAUCCGCCUUCAACGACACCGCCUAGCGCACCCUACAGCACCCAUUAUGCUAGUGCUCCAAUUGACCUUCCUUCGAGACGAUCUUUUCGGGAACCUACACGUCUGCCGCCAUUGACCCAUGAGGACACAACCAUAUCUUCCGAUGGUAGCUAUACGAAUAACUCAAACUAUCCUUCCACCAAAGCACUACCUGUCGAUGUAUCCAAAUCAUCUCGCAUGCUUCCUCAGCCUGUUCCAACCCUGGGGGCGACACCUUCCCCUCUCGACCGCUCUUUACCUCCCAUUUCAUCCGUACAGCAGCAAUCAGACUAUCGAGCAAGCUCUUCUCUUGCUGCCCUUCUGAGAGCCGGCGAAUUAGCCCGAGUGGCCGACGACGAGAUCAUGAAAGACGAUGCAUCUCCGUAA